UAUAUCUGUUAAUUAAUGUCAUAUUAUUAUAUUUGAUAAGCCGUGUUUUGAAAUGGAAGACCACAAGAACAGUGAAGUUAAUAUUAAAAAUGAUAAAAAUGGUGUGUGUCCAGAAGAUGUGCUUACACCGACGUUACACAAAGCUGUUAAGGAUAUUAUAAAGAGAGAAGGAUACGUGACCCACGUAUUGAAUGCACGAUCUCUACCACAGGAUGGAGCAAACUAUAUGACAAAGUUGGUUGUAGCCAACAUAAAGGGAAAAACUGCUGAAGGAGACAAAGUAACAGAUAUUUUUGUAAAAGAAAUCUUACCUGAUGAUGAGAACGGUUUCUUUCUAGCAUCAGAAUUCCAUUCAAUGGAAUUAUUUGUAUACAGGGAGCCAUUAAGAUAUUACAAAAAAUUGCAAGAAGAAGCAGGUAUUCCUAUUGAGGAUAGAUAUAAUAUUACAAAGUUCUACGAAGAAAGUAACUCGCAGUUUAUUAUAUUAGAAAAUUUAGUAAGCCAAGGCUACACUUCAGUAAAUAGAAUGGAUCCAAUUACAUUGAAUUUCGCAGAACAAUCGGUGAAGCAACUUGCAAAAUUCCAUUCGCUAGCAUUCGUAUUGAAAAACAAACACCCAGAUUAUUUUGACAAGAAGAUAAGAUCUCUGGAAUUUAAAGUUGAUUUUGGGGACAAAUGGAAAACGUUCAUAAAAAACAUUUUUUCAGCAUCAACGCAAGAGCUAAGUAGUGAUAUCAGAAAGAAAACGGAUGCUUUUCUUCCAAUUUUUUUGGAAAGAUUUCCGCAGUAUUAUCAGGACAAAUCUGUGGAAUGUUUGUGCCACGGGGAUUAUAGAGCUAAUAAUAUUUUGUUGAAAAAUGACGAUGGCAAAAUAACGAAAAUUAUUCCAGUCGAUUACCAAGCAAUACGAUAUGGCAAUCCUAUUACCGACCUAAUAUACUUCAUAUUCUUAGGAACGGACCAACAAUUCAGGAAAGAUCAUUUAGAGAACAUUAAAAAUCUAUAUCACGACACGAUGGCACGUUUCCUGAAAUACUUCGAUAUGGAUGUGGAAGAUUACUUUCCAAGGGCGCAAUUUGAGAAGGAGUUCGCAGCGAAGUUAGAUUUUGGAUUUAUGACAGCUACAUGGCUUCUACCUUUUGUAUUCGCAGCCGAAGAUGAUUUACCCGAAAUUAAUGGAGCAGUAGACAAGGUAGACUACAACGUGGAUAAGAGAAUGAAGUACAGAUUAGAAGGCAUCGUGGACGACUUUAUUAAAUGGGGAUACUUGUAAUGAAAUCAGUAAAUUGUUAAGACAAGGUUUAUAUUAAUAAAC
Achroia grisella is the source of this 1315-nucleotide messenger RNA. RefSeq lists its product as uncharacterized. Bases 53 to 1273 code for a protein of 406 amino acids. The transcript is spliced from 2 exons. Lineage: Eukaryota; Metazoa; Arthropoda; Insecta; Lepidoptera; Pyralidae. The record is from RefSeq and is a predicted model, not a curated record.